Messenger RNA from Helianthus annuus (common sunflower), 1941 nucleotides. Its product is annotated as AAA-ATPase At5g57480. The transcript has a single exon. NCBI's taxonomy places the organism in Eukaryota, Viridiplantae, Streptophyta, Magnoliopsida, Asterales, Asteraceae. The coding region runs from base 123 to 1694 and encodes 523 amino acids. The record is from RefSeq and is a predicted model, not a curated record. Gene Ontology annotation, molecular function: ATP hydrolysis activity; ATP binding.
UAUAAGCAACCAAAACCUAUGACCUGUAAUUAACUCACACAUAUCCCCUAAAGUCUUUAUUAUAAAUCCCAUCUCUCCUUUUCUCCUUUUACUCAUCUCUACAACCCCAACACCACCACACCAUGAAGGAGCUCUGGACAACCAUGGCUUCUCUAAUGGGCGUUCUAGCCUUCUUCCAAACUCUCAUCCACACCGUGGUCCCACCCGAGCUCCGUUUCGCCGUUUUAAAACUCUUCCAACGCCUCUUUAACUGUUUCUCAGCCUAUUGUUACUACGAAAUAACCGAAAUCGACGGUGUCAACACCAACGAACUCUACAACGCGGUGCAACUUUACCUCUCAUCCGCCGCUUCUUCCUCGGCUUUCACCUCUUCGAACCGGUUAUCGCUCACCCGCGGUCUUAACUCCUCCGUCAUAACCUACGGGUUGGCCAACAACGAUCGUCUGUCUGACGUGUUUCGCGGCGUCCCCGUUGUGUGGGAACACAUCGUGACGCCGCGACAGUCGCAGACGUUCUCUUGGCGCCCAAUGCCGGAGGAGAAGCGCGGGUUCACCCUCCGGAUUAAUAAGAAAAAUAAUGCUCUUCUAAAAGAUUACCUCGAGUUCAUUACUGAGAAAGCGGGUGAGAUUAGGAGGAAAAACCAGGACAGAUUGCUUUACACGAAUUCCCGCGGAGGUUCUUUAGACUCCCGCGGGCAUCCGUGGGAAUCUGUCCCGUUUAAACAUCCGAGCACGUUUGAUACGCUCGCGAUGGAUCCAAUGAUGAAAGUACAGAUAAUGUGCGACCUGUCUGAUUUCGCUAACGGGGAGGAAUUCUAUAAAAGAACCGGCCGUGCGUGGAAACGUGGGUAUUUGUUGUACGGUCCACCCGGUACCGGAAAGUCAAGUAUGAUCGCGGCAAUGGCGAAUCAUCUCGGGUAUGAUAUCUACGAUCUCGAGUUAACCGAAGUCAACACGAAUUCGGAGCUCCGAAAGUUGCUUAUGAAGACAAGUUCAAAAUCAAUUAUUGUGAUCGAAGACAUUGAUUGUUCGAUAAAUCUUACAAAUCGUAAAAAAAGCAACGGUGGAUCAGCGGAUAGUGUUUCGGGUAAGAGAUCUGGUCCAUCUGGGUCCCCUGGCCCGGCUGGGACUGGUCCAGGGGAUCUGGAUGGUAGUGGGAAUAAUAAUUCCAUUACUUUAUCCGGGUUAUUAAACUUUACGGACGGGUUAUGGUCGUGUUGCGGGUCGGAGCGGAUAUUCGUUUUCACAACUAAUCACAUUGAGAAACUUGACCCGGCAUUGUUGCGGAGCGGGCGAAUGGAUAUGCAUGUGUUUAUGAGCUACUGUUCAUUUCCUUCACUAAAAAUUUUGUUGAAAAAUUAUUUGGGUAUUGACUUGGUGGAUAUUGAAAAGGAUGUUUUGGAUGAGCUGGCGGCGGUGAUCGAUGCGGCGGAGAUGACUCCGGCGGAUGUUAGUGAGGUGUUGAUAAAAAACCGGCGAGAUAAUGAUCGCGCAGUUAAGGAGUUAUUAGAGGCGUUGAAGACAAGAGCGGAGAAAAAACGGGUGGAUAUGAGGCGGCGGGUCGAGGUAGAGGAGGCGGAAGAGGAAGAGAAGAGGGCGUUGGAUAGUCCGAAAGAUGGUAGUGGUGCGGUGAAAUGUGGCGAUGACGUGGAGGGGGAUUAUAAGAAAGGUGAUGAGGAUAAUGGGGUUGAUUAACUUUUUGAUUAAUUAAUCAAAGUUGAUUAUUUUAUUUCUUUUUUUUUUCUUUUUUAGUUUUUGGGUUUAAUUAAUUGUUAAUCCGGUAAAACAGGGGUUUGAAACUUUAGGUGGGGAUGUAGUGGGAAUUGGAUAUUGGAUAUUGAAGAUUUGGGAAAAUGAAAAAUGCAUAGUUGGUCCUUCGGCUUUUACAAUGUUUGAGAUUUUGGUUAUUUGCUAUACUCAAAAAUUACAGAAAUUGUCACUA